AUGACAACGACAACCAUGCCUGGAGAACAGAAAGUGACGAUGAAACCACUUACAUCAAUGAUUAAACUGCCAACUGAAACAACAACAAUUGUUGAUGUAUGCUCAAAUACGCAAAAUUGUCAUAUUAUAACUGGAACAACAGCAACCGGAAUGAUAACUACAUGCACAACUAAUGGCAAAGCUGAAACGAUUCAACCAGCUUCUGAUAAAACAAUAACAAAAUUCACAAUUACGACAUUUACUCAAACUAUUACCAUAAUAUACCCAGGAUAUGAAACAACUAUAACUACUUCAAGCAACGGUAUUUUAAUGACUUAUACAACCUAUUACCAACCAAGUACUGUCAUUGCGUUACAACCAGUAACUGCUACUGUACCUGUAGAAGAUGCUAUAAUUGCAUCGAAUGGUAUUGGUACUAAAUUUAAAGACAACAAUGGUUUAAUAGGCAUUGUUUUGAGUUUGUGGAUUGUCAUGUGGAGUCUAGUAUACAUGAGCAAAUUUUAUUAA
Messenger RNA from Cetraspora pellucida, 507 nucleotides. The record is from the annotation of a GenBank genome assembly. NCBI's taxonomy places the organism in Eukaryota, Fungi, Glomeromycota, Glomeromycetes, Diversisporales, Gigasporaceae.